CCAUUUUAUCUGUACAGGAGUACACGCCAUUUCCUCGUCGUGUGUAGGAAGAGAGUAGAGUAACCCAUUCAGUAUUGCCCGUUUUCUCCUACUAUACUGCAGCAGUACGUACUGCAUUCCGAAUCUCUUCCACAACCACAACCUCACCACUCUCCAAAACCAUCCCCCCUCAAAAAGAAAAAAAAAAUGAACUCCUCACCCCCCGACCCCGAAGAAGCCCAAACAACCCUCAUCAACCCCCAAAAAUACAAACCCUACCCUGUACCAUCUUCGCCCCUCCGAUUCUCCUCUCCCCUCAACGUCCUCGCAACAACCCUCCUCAUCCUAACCCUCAUCCUCCUGAUCCCGCUCACCUACCUCAUCACCACACAAUCACAAUCCCAACCAUACAAUCAAUGCGGCACCACAGCCGCCGAAGCGCGAUCCCGCAACUGCGUGUUCGAAACAACAGGCUUCACCUGGCUCCCCAGCGCAUGCGCGGACCCAACCACGGAAGCGGAAUUCCUAGCGUACAUCGAGAAGGAAAGGCUGGAGUUGUACCGCGAUGUGAAUUACACGGAUGUAGUUCCUAUCGAGGAAGUGAGGCGUGGGGAAGGGAAGGGUUUCUUCGUAACGCAAGCCUACCAUAUAACGCACUGUCUGUUCCUGCUUAAAAAACUGCAUCGCGCGGUUAACGAGGGGAGGUUGUUGGAUGGGCAGAUUAUGCCGGCACAUCAUACGGAGCAUUGCGUGGAGAUGGCGUUGAAGGGGCCGGGGUUCAAAGAAGGGGUCGUGCAGCUCUCUUAUACCAAGUUUCCGUAUUGUGGGAGGGUGGGCGGGUUUGAUGUUUUGUGGAGGGAUGGGGUGGGGCCGUUGGGGUGGACUACGGAGUGA
Molecule: messenger RNA, 873 nt
Organism: Periconia digitata
Lineage: Eukaryota; Fungi; Ascomycota; Dothideomycetes; Pleosporales; Periconiaceae
Source: the annotation of a GenBank genome assembly